UCUUCGCUCUCCCUUUUGUUCCUUCCUCAAAGCAAAGCAAAGUAAAGCAAAGUAAGGGGCAAAGCAAAAGAGCAUUCCAAGCUAAUUCAAAUCCGAAUUGUCACUUUGUUUCUUCAAAUUCUUCAAUUUGUUCAUAAUCAAACCCUGAAUUCCCCAAAAAUCGAUUCACAGUGUGUGAUCGGUGAGCCUCUAUGGGAUGUACGCAAUCGAAGAUCGAGAACGAAGAGAUAGUAAAUCGAUGCAAGGAUCGAAGGCAAUUCAUGAAAGACGCCGUAACGGCACGGAACGCUUUCGCGGCGGCGCAUUCCACCUACGCCGUCUUCCUCAAGAACACCGGUGCCGCCCUCAGUGAUUACGCCGUCGGCGAGGUUCGACACCCCCACAUCUCCUCUUCCUCCGCCGGCGGAGGCGGCGCCUCCGCAACCCUGCCUUCCUCCGCCGCCCAAUCUCACUACGAAGCCUUCCGCCCCCCUCCUCCUCUCCCUAACUAUCCCCCCUCUCCUCUCCAACGCGCCGCCAGUAUGCCUGAAAUUUCUGUUCACAAGUCCGAUCUGAAGCGCUCCGAUCCGAUAAUCGAGGAAGAGAACGAAGAGGAAAUCGAGAAUGAGAGUCACAGCUUGAAACACCGGAGCUCUCGGAGCUCCGGCGGCGGUGGAGGUGGGGGUGGGAGUAUGAGUGGUGUUUCUGAUCGAAAUGUCGAAGAUGAGGGUUUACCAGCGCCGCCAUCUCCGCCGCGGACUGAUCGGGCGCCGCCGCCUCCGCCGCCGCCGGAGUCCAAAGGGCUUGGUUGGGAUUUUUUCUUUGCUCCCAUGGAGAACGUGCCGGCGCCGAGCUUGGCUGAAGUUGAUGAGGAUAGGGUUGAGAGAGAGGAGAUGGAAAGGAAGAUGAAUGAGGAAAGGGCUAAGAAAGCUGCAGCUGCAGCUGCUGCUAAUGCUGAAGUUGUUGAUGGUGGAGAGAGGCGGAGCGUGAAGGCUGAGGCUGCUGAGGCGGCGGCGGAGAAGGCGGCUGCGGCAGCGGCGGCAGCGGCAGAGCUACCACCUCAGCCACCGCCUGCCGCCACCAAGACCGCCAAGAAAGGGAAGCAGGUGGCUAUCGUGGAGGGUAAGCGAGGGGGAAAAGUCCCCUCCAAUGUUAAUUUGUUGCAGAUAUUUAGUGAACUUGAUGAUUGUUUUUUAAGGGCAUCAGAGAGUGCUCAUGACGUUUCAAAGAUGCUUGAAGCAAAUCGGUUGCAUUACCAUUCCAAUUUUGCAGAUAAUCGAGGACACAUUGAUCAUUCUGCAAGGGUUAUGCGAGUGAUUACUUGGAAUAGGUCUUUCAGAGGCUAUCUCAAUACCGAUGAUGGGAUGGACGACUUUGAUUCAGAAGAGCAUGAAACACAUGCAACGGUGCUGGAUAAGAUGCUAGCAUGGGAGAAAAAGCUUUAUGAUGAAGUGAAGGCCGGGGAGCAGAUGAAGUUUGAAUAUCAGAAAAAGGUUGCUUCACUGAAUAAGCUAAAGAAACGUAAUGCUAGUACUGAAUCAAUAGAGAAAACAAAAGCAGCAUUAAGUCAUCUGCAUACAAGAUACAUUGUCGACAUGCAGUCCAUGGAUUCUACUGUGUUGGAAAUAAAUCGUUUGCGAGAUGAGCAAUUGCACCCAAAACUUGUUGCACUUGUUGAUGGGAUGGGUACAAUGUGGGCGACCAUGCGGACACACCAUGAGAACCAGUCAAAGAUAGUGAUAGCAUUAAAAUACCUUGACAUCUCUCAAUCCCCGGAAUAUACAACUGAUCAUCAUCACGAGCGGACAUUACAGCUGUUGGCUGUUGUCCAGGACUGGCAGGAACAAUUCGAAAGACUCAUGGGCCAACAGAAGAAUUACAUAAAAUCACUCAACAAUUGGUUGAAGCUAAAUCUCAUUCCAAUAGAUAAUAACUUGAAAGAGAAAGUUUCAUCCCCUCAAAGGCCCCAAAGUCCCCCAAUUCAAUCCCUCCUGCAUGCCUGGCAUGAUAGUCUCGAGAAGAUUCCAGAAGAUAUUGCAAGAACUGCUAUAUCUAACUUUGCAGGUGCUGUAAAAACUAUAUUGCAGUGUCAAGAAGAAGAGAUGAAAUUGAGGGACAAAUGCAACGACACCCAAGAUCUUCUUACCCGCAAGAAUCAACAGUUUGAAGACUGGUAUCAUAAACACAUGCAGCGAAGAACACCGCCUGAUGGGAUGGAUCCAGAGGGGCCGCAAGAGGAUGAACUUGUCGCAGAAAGGAGGUUAGUGGUGGAGACACUGCAGAGGAGGUUGGAAGAGGAGAGAGAAGCUUAUAGCCACCAGUGUAUUCAAGUGAGGGAGAAGUCUCUGAAUAGUCUGAAAGCUCGCUUGCCGGAGCUUUUUCCAGCAUUGUCAUAUUUCACUAGUGCUUGUUCAGAUAUGUACGGUAACUUGAGGUCCAUUUCACAGUCCCAUAAUUUGAAUGGGGGCUCAUAAUCAAAAUGUUUGCUUGAUUUUGUAUGAUUGCUUGUGUUGUGUAUAACUUAAUUAUUUUUGUGGGAACUGAGGCCCUUAAAAUUUUAAACUUGUCUUUGUCGAUCUAUUUUUGAGUUUUGGCACAAAGGGAUCUUAUUCAUAAUGUUGUCUUUA
This is a messenger RNA of Camellia sinensis, 2606 nucleotides long. RefSeq names its product kinesin-like protein. The record is from RefSeq and is a predicted model, not a curated record. NCBI's taxonomy places the organism in Eukaryota, Viridiplantae, Streptophyta, Magnoliopsida, Ericales, Theaceae.